GAUGAGAGUAACAUAGUCUGUUUGUGUUUGUAUAGCACAUCCAUCGUUCCUGCCAAUGAAGUGAACUCUACUAAUAAAUCGAUAAUCGAUGAAAAACAAGCUGGUCUCGAGAUUUCAGCCAGUGCUCAGCCAUACACUCCAGGCGCUCGUUUAUUGGAUGAUUAUUGGAUGAUAACUGAAAUGAAUACGGGGGGAGGCUCGAUCGAAUCCAGCUAGUUUUCUGGGGGCAAGGUACUUGGUGGAUUUUCUAAAAGAGAGGUAUAUAUACCUAGACAUUUCCGAGUUCAAGCAAGUUGAUAACUGAAAUCGCUACAAUUCGAAAUGACACGUUGCGAAACUCGACCUCCUCCGCCUUGCGCUAUUCCCAAACCACCACCCGCAUGCCCGCCGGUUGCUUUGCCGCCUGUAACUAGCCCACCUGUCGCUCGUCCACCUGUCACAGGUCCGCCCGCUGCCAACCCGCCUGGGGCAAGACCUCCGGUGACUAAUCCGCCUGGAUCUCGCCCUCCAACUACAAGUCCCCCGAGCUCUAAUCUACCUCUCGUUCUCCGGGAAUGUAACAUCAAAGUAUGGAUUGUCGAUGUCCAUUCCUGGGUAACUUUAUCUCAACAAUUCCAAAAUCCAAGCUCUUCCGUAGCGACUCAUGUUACGUAUACUUUCAGUAUGCUCGCGGGAGCUGCUAUAUAUGGAUUCCAGAUUGUCCGACAAGAUGGUACAAAGGUCGAUGGCGUAGUCAAACAAAAGGACGAGGCUCAGAAAGAAAUGGACAUUGCAGUCAGCGAAGGACUUACUGCUGCGUUGGGACAAGAAGUCACGAAAGAUGUGUUCUCAAUCGGAAUCGGAAAUGUCGCUGGGAACGAAACCAUCACUAUUAAUCUGUCUUACAUGAGUCCUCUUAUCGACGACGAGGAUCGUAAUCAGCUUCGUUUCACGCUCCCGCGUUCGUACAUGGAGCGCUAUGGCCGACGUCCUGCCGGAGUCACAAAUUCUCGUCUCGAUCAUGAGAACGUGCCAUUUACCAUGGACGUCCUCAUCCAACAAAGAGGCACCAUCCGCUCUGUCAGUUCUCCCUCUGGAUACAACUUCACCUUUGGCCUAGGUCGACCUCCCAACAUCAGUCCCUCUCCCGGAAUUCCCGACUCCAAUAUCGCCACCGCCACGAUCCGUCGUGGUGCCACUUCGUCUGCCCGUGCUCGAGAUGUCAUGCUUAUCAUCACUGCCGACCGUCUCGAUAAUCCACGUGCAUUCAUCGAGACGCACCCGUCUCCGAAUCAUACGACGGCUGCGAUUGGGCUUACGCUAGUACCUCAUUUUGGUAAUUCCAAUUAUUGCCCAGAGAUGGAGUAUAUUGUGCUCGUUGAUCGCAGUGGGAGUAUGCAGGGCGUGAAGAUGGAGAUGACGCGUCAGGCUUUGAUUGUUCUCCUCCAGGGAUUACCUUCGCGUGGGUCGUUCUUCAAUAUCUUCUCUUAUGGUACGAGAGCCACGUCGCUGUGGCCGACGAGUAGAGCCUAUGACCAGGCAACAGUCAAUGAAGCCAGACGACACUUAGACUCCAUGCAAGCAAACUAUGGCGGAACCGAGAUCCCCAAUGCCCUCGAUGCGGUCUUUGCCUCUCUUCCCUCUCGCCUUACUCGUCCAGUUUCUAUCUUCCUCCUCACAGAUGGCGGAGUCUGGGGCUCCCUCCUUAUCCAAUGUGUUACCAAGAUUGAAUCCACCAUCGCCUCCAGAUCCUCCGACAAGUCCUUCCUCCGUGUUUACACCAUCGGUAUCGGAGACGGUGUUUCCACCGAAACGUGUGAUCGAAUUGCACGAGCAGGAGCUGGAACGUCGACGUACAUCGUUUCGGACAACGAGCAGUACAUCGGGAAAUGUACGAGAUUGGUACGCGCUGCGAGGACUCCCCCGAUUGUGGAUAUUGAGGUUACGUGGGUCACGCCGAAAGAGAAUGCUUCGCAUGAUGCAACUGGACAGGUUAUAGAUCUGUUUGACGCAGAGGUCUCUUACGAUGAUGAAGAGUGUGGCGGAGUCGGUCCACUUGCACCGAUCUUGCAAGCUCCGGAUCCUGUACCGAGUUUCUACCGCUCGACAAGGACACAGGUGUACGCGAUUGUACCUGAUAGCAUUGCUGUCACGAAAGAGAUCAAGAUUUCUGGGCGGAUCCCGGUUACUGGUGCUUCUGUUGCGUUAACAAUUCCUGUACAGCGCUUUUCGCCAUUCGCGCCGUUCCCUGCUUCUCCGGGGGGUAUUGGUACGGGAACCGCGUUCCUGCAUACCCUUGCCGCAAAGGCGCUUAUUCAAGAUCGGGAGGAUUGGGAAGACAGUGGAAGCGGACCAGCAGGAAAACCCUCCGUAGCGUCGUUGAAAGAAGAUAUCACUAGACUUGGGAUCGAUUAUAAACUCACCAGUCGCUAUACGAGUUUGAUUGCCGUUGAUCGGAGGAAUCAAGACGUUCUUGGGAUGGGGUAUUAUUCUGCCCCUGGCGCGAAGAAGCCGAAGAAGAAUAUCGUUGCAGAGCGGGAGGGAAGCUUUAUCCCCAGUUUCCAAGCAAGGUCUUUGGCGCAUGCCACUUUCUCGUCCACUCCGGGAGGAAUUGGCAGGGCUGGCGCGGACACUGCUACUGAAGCUCUGAUCAUCCUCGCAAGGUUACAGAAUUUCGAUGGAAGCUUUGAUGAGUCGUCGUCCAAAUUCGACAUUGAGGGGUUGUAUGCCGAGUUGGGAGUUGACCUCGGGACCGGGACAGAAACAGAGACAGAAAUAAAAUCUAUCGUCGACAAAUUUGUGUCAGGUACCGAGAGUGAAAAAGGCCAGGUGGUGUAUAUUACCCUCCUCGCUUGGGCAUUUAUGGCUGUUCAAAGCAAGAGCAAUGCAAAGGCUGGAGAAGCAUUUUACGAUGUCAAGGAUAAGGCGGAUGUGUGGUUGAAAGAAAACUUGAAGGGAUCAGGCGCAGCGGGAAGUGAUGUGGACGUCGACGAGCUCAAACGACAGUUCUUGGACAAAGUGGCUAGUCUGGGUCAUGGAGGCGAGACUUAUGGACAUGGAGAAUUUGAUGAAUAUGUUGACUCGGAUGAGGAUGAUUUUGAUUUUGAUUUGAGUUUGGAUUUAGAAGAAGAAGGGGGUUUCGCAUUGGGAGGAGAGGGCGUAGGGUUGGUUGAGGUUGUGAAUUGAAGUGGUGAUUGUAUAUGGGGUUAAUUUCUUUUUGAAUUUUUUCCCUUCCGCGCCUCUUUAUGUUCAUCGUUAUGAUUUCCUUCUCCCUGUCGUUGUCCCCACGUCUCUCCGCCUGUCUUGCCUGUAAAGUUGUUUUUGUCAGUUGUGUUGAAUGUAAAUCUCAAAUGUGGUUUGUCUUCUACCUGAAUCGAAGUUUGUGGGGUGGGGUGGUUGUAGAACAAGUUACCCAUUAUGACGC
Messenger RNA from Lentinula edodes (shiitake mushroom), 3403 nucleotides. RefSeq lists its product as uncharacterized. The coding region runs from base 322 to 3165 and encodes 947 amino acids. The record is from RefSeq and is a predicted model, not a curated record. NCBI's taxonomy places the organism in Eukaryota, Fungi, Basidiomycota, Agaricomycetes, Agaricales, Omphalotaceae. The transcript is spliced from 4 exons.